ACCCACAUUCACGUAGACGCACCAGCUUCUUCCAGAAGUUUCCUUGGCCGGCUUCUGUCCAGCGCGGCAGCAACUCUAACACGCAUCGUUACAAACAGAACGGAAUUUUAUGCUGUUUUGUCCACAUUGAAUGACAUUUUCGUCGCCUUCAGAGCAGAAACUUGGCCGCAAGCUGUCACAACAUUAUUGAGGGCAGAAGUGAAGCUGCGGCGGAGCAACUUGACCAACACCUAUGACAUACAGGAUGCUUAGUCGUAGUUGACAAUGUUUUUAUAAAGUCGAAGGAGCUGACUGGUCAUUGUAAUGGGUAAAGAUUACUAUAAUGUGCUAGGAAUAGCCAAAGGUGCGUCCGAAGAUGAGAUAAAAAAGGCGUACAGAAAACAAGCGCUGCGCUUCCAUCCGGAUAAAAACGAGUCUGUCGGAGCUGAAGACAAAUUUAAGGAGAUCGCCGAAGCAUAUGACGUCCUCAGUGAUGCCAAAAAAAAGGACAUUUACGAUCGCUUUGGAGAAGAAGGAUUAAAGGGCUCAGCUGAUGCUGGAGGACACAACGGUCCAAGUUUCAACUACACCUUCAACGGGGACCCUCAUGCCAUUUUCGCAGAGUUCUUUGGAGGCCGCAGCCCAUUUGAUCACUUAUUCUCGCAUAAUGUGGAGGAUGAUAUGGAUAUCAAUAAUCCCUUCUAUCCAUUUGGCAUGGGAGGAAUGGGUGGGUUUCACAGGUCCUUUAAAUCGUACCCAGGAGGCCUUCACAGAGGACACGAGAAAAAGAAGGACCCGCCGGUGGUGCACGAGUUGAAGGUGAGCCUUGAAGAGGUUUUCUCAGGUUGCACCAAAAAAAUGAAGAUUUCUCGCAAGAGACUGAAUCCUGACGGCUGCACCAUUCGCAGCGAAGACAAGAUUUUAACAGUGGACAUCAAACGUGGCUGGAAGGAGGGCACAAAAAUCACUUUUCCCAGGGAGGGGGAUGAAACUCCCACCAACAUUCCUGCAGAUGUGGUGUUUGUGGUCAAAGACAAACCUCACCCUAUCUUUAGAAGAGAGGGCUCAGAUAUAAUUUAUCCUGCAAAAAUAUCUCUUAAAGACGCUUUAUGUGGAUGCACAGUCAGCGCUCCCACUCUGGAUGGCCGGACCAUCUCUGUAACCUCCAGAGACGUUGUUAAACCUGGGACGAAGAAGCGCAUCGCUGGAGAAGGCCUACCUCUCUCAAAGUACCCUGGGAAGAGAGGCGACAUGAUCUUGGAUUUUAGUGUUAAAUUUCCUGAGAACUUGGGCCAAAACACACGCGAUGCGCUUGAGCAAAUUCUUCCCAUGUGACCCCAAAAUCUAACAGUAUUCAAGCUCUGCUGUGUGCAUCACAUUUAUUUGGUCAUUAUACAUAUAUAGUUUUUUUUUUUUUUUUAUUUCCUGAAGGGUUUAAUUUUAAUUGUCAUCAAACCACAUAAACACAAAGGUGUUUUAGGAAGGUUUUGAAAUUGGACCACUUAGAAAAUGAAUCCUGCAAGUGAAGAUUUGGUUUGUGGGCGUGCUUUAAUAUAACAUGCGGCCAGCUGCAGUACCUCAGGUGCAUCGAUGAAUGCUUGAAUGUAGCUGUAGCUGAAUAGAACAAACAUUGAGUGGAUCCUGAGAGAUGUAAACAUUACAGGUGUCAGCAUCUCAUUUAAAUGAUCAACAUUACAUUUCUUUUUCCUUUUUUUGUGUUAAAAUGUGUCAUCAAUAAUUACUACUUGCUUAUGAUGUCACAGUGUCAUUAACUGGCAGAAAAAAAAGUGGCAGAAGUCUACACAAGGCUGACAUGAUACCUGGUUAUGAUCUAGAUGUGCUGACACUAGAUUAAUCUUAAUAAGUCCCACACUGUGUUGCAAAAAUAUUCAUGCAUCCUCUUAGAAGGUUGAGGGUCCUGGUCUCCUGGCCCCAAAACAAACAUCCAGUCGAUCACAGAAAUUUUAUUGGUUUAAAAUGAAAAACCUUUCUACCUGACCGGUGCUAUUUGACAGAAUUUCAGUGGGUGAAAUGUGCACUUUUUACAUAUGUGAAAUAUGUAUUGGAAGAUAUUUUGUGCCAAACCACUGCCCCCAUGUAAAUGAAACGUCUUCAUCUGUGAGUAUCACAGUUGUGUAUCCUGCCGUGUGUGUGAUAACCAUGAAGACUUAAUUUGUACCCUGUUAAAGUAUGAAGUAUGUGUGAUAUUUUUCAUAUCAUAUGUAUUUGAAAACUACGUUCUUGAAUGUGUUACUGUCGCUGUCCAAACUGAAUCAAGAGCCGGUGUGUUUAUUUCUUUUCUUUUUUUUUUUGUUUUUAAACAACUUGAUGCAAAUUUGGGGGUUUUGGUAAAGUAAUACAGAGACUACCAUGUGGGGAAAAUAUUUUCAGCUUUUGAUUUUAACAAUACAGCUUUCACUAUAUUUUAACAUGAUUUUUUUUCCGUCCUUUCCUGUCCUGUGAUCUACAUUUUCACAUUAAAGAAAUGUACAAACAGA
This is a messenger RNA of Melanotaenia boesemani (Boeseman's rainbowfish), 2477 nucleotides long. It is a transcript of the gene dnajb1a, whose product is annotated as DnaJ heat shock protein family (Hsp40) member B1a. The record is from RefSeq and is a predicted model, not a curated record. The transcript is spliced from 3 exons. Gene Ontology annotation, cellular component: cytosol. Gene Ontology annotation, molecular function: transcription corepressor activity; Hsp70 protein binding. The coding region runs from base 304 to 1314 and encodes 336 amino acids. NCBI's taxonomy places the organism in Eukaryota, Metazoa, Chordata, Actinopteri, Atheriniformes, Melanotaeniidae.